Molecule: messenger RNA, 2235 nt
Organism: Uncinocarpus reesii 1704
Lineage: Eukaryota; Fungi; Ascomycota; Eurotiomycetes; Onygenales; Onygenaceae
Exons: 3
Coding region: 1-2235 (744 amino acids)
Biological process (GO): establishment of mitotic sister chromatid cohesion; regulation of gene expression; establishment of protein localization to chromatin
Cellular component (GO): Scc2-Scc4 cohesin loading complex
Molecular function (GO): chromatin binding
Source: RefSeq, a predicted model, not a curated record
AUGGCUUUGAUUCUAAGAUGUGCAACUGAUUCAUCGCCUAUGGUCCGUGACUCCGCUUUAAGUCUGAUUGCGAAAUGCAUGUUCCUAAAACCCGGCCUUGAGGAGAGCUGUUGCCGCGCAAUUUUAGCUUGCUCCUCUGACCAAACGGUGGGCGUUAGGAAACGGUGUAUUGGACUGAUGAAAGAGGUUUAUGCCCAAACGUCCAACCAAGAAUUAAAGCUUGCCGUUAUCGAGCAAUUGCUCCAAAGGGUCACUGAUCACGAAAGCACUGUAGCUGCACAAGCCCGCCAGGCCCUGGAGGAAAUGUGGUUUUCACCAUUGCAUUCCUCGUUUACGAAUCCAGCCCAGAGAACACCGCAAUCUCAAGUUUCUCUUGAAAAUCUAAUGAAUCUAAUGGUUGGGUCCGUGAAGAGGAAUGAAGGUGUUAUUCCAACAUUCGAGGCAUUCAUUAAACAUGAACUUUCGCCUGAGGCUAAGGCAACGUCGCUGAAUUUCAAUGUCUGCAAAGCCGUGGUUGCAGCCAUGUUUGACCGGAUUGUUCACGAUGCCGACAAUACUGAUAAAAGCACGCUACAAUCGCUACUGCAGUCGAUCACGCUCUUUUCAAAGGCCAAUGCUAAACUAUUUACGCCAGAUCAACUUGAAACCCUUCAUCCAUAUAUAGGCCAUCUUUCCAAUGCCGAUGAUCUGAUUUUGUUUCGAUCCGUCGUUGUCAUCUAUCGUUGUGUUCUACCGUACCUUUCAACAUCCCACAACACUCUACUCAAGGAUAUACAAAACGAUCUUUUCAAGAGUAUCAAUCAAGCCGCAAGUGCCAAGUUAGAUGCUUCCACCGAUGCGGAUGCACUUGGACGAGUACGGAGCUAUAUACGGAUCGCCGGGUGCGUCGGGAAACACUGCGAUUUGGAGUCAUUUCGGUCCUUUUUUGCGCAAUCAUUCCCACAUAUGAAAGCAACUUCGGUAGCUGGCUUGAUGGUUGAUUUUAUCUCUCCGUUCGCCUCAUCUAAGUAUCCUCCUGAACUGAGGGUGAUGGCGCUUGAAAGCUUGGGGGCGGUCUGUGAAACAUGGCCCGCUCAGUAUAGCGCAGAACGAGCUAGAGAGGCACUCACUUCUGUAUUCGAGGAAGACAGUGCAGAUUUGCAAAAUAUUGUUUUAAGAGGGUUUUUGGCAUUUUUCUCUAUUCACGAGGGGAAAUCCGAAAAGCUCAUUCAAAGUAAAGAUACGAGUGGUGAUAACGAAGGGUCUACCCGUCUUGGAGGAUCCUUGAAGGCUAGCGAGAACGACGGCGCGGCGGCAUUGAUUGCCCAGCAUUUCCUUCAACAAAUGCUUCGUGCUGCUCUUUCAAAGGAAGACUCUCAUGCAUUGACCGCCAUUGAAUUAAUUGCAAGCAUAAAUCGACAAGGCCUUAUCCACCCGAAAGAGUGCGCUGGGGGUCCUGGUCUCCUUGGAGACAAGAUCGACUUUGAACCGCGGAAACUUGACAUCUCUGGGACCCCGCCCGAACAUUUGUUGCUCUCCAGAUUUGUAUGCCAGAAUCUGGCUUACUUUGAAUAUGCGCAGGUUGGAGAGCUGCUUGCUACCGUUACCUGCAUGGAGCGAAUCGUCGGUUCUACGGGCACCACUGUUGCCCACGCGAUUGAAACGGAUAUAUUUCCUGUUAAAAUUGACAGCACAGGCGAACGAAUGGAGAUAGAUGGGCAAACCUCAGACAACGUAUCCCGUCCUGUCGACCCAGAUAACUUAAAACAGCUAGCUACCGCGGCGACAACCCUGUCAAUGCUCUGGGAAACUCGAACAUACCUUCGUCGUCUGUAUGGCGUUUCUUUCCAUUCACUACCGAAAGAAAGCAAAGCAGGAGCUAAAGAAGCGACCAAGUCUCUAGCUAAGGUACCAGGUACCAGCGGCGAUCGACUAUGGGAUGCCAUGUCGAAAAACAUGGCUUGCCUGGAGAGCGUGGAAGGAAUGAUGAGCAUUUGCAAGGAAUUUGCAACUCUGAUGUCGAUUGAUGAUGAGUUGAAAAUUGCAGCAAAUGAUGAUCGGGAUGGCCACGAUUCCACCGCAGACUUGGGAGACAUGAACCAAGUGAUUUCUGCUAGCAGCGGCCCCAAGUCGGGAAAACGACGCAGCUCAGUGUCUAGCGGCAAUGCGCCAAAGCGUCCUAGGCAAAAGGCCCGAGGCAAGAACGCGAAGAAGCGAGGCAGCCCUGACUCGGAGCAUGAUGGCGAGUUCGACUAG